Molecule: messenger RNA, 2325 nt
Organism: Spea bombifrons (plains spadefoot toad)
Lineage: Eukaryota; Metazoa; Chordata; Amphibia; Anura; Pelobatidae
Gene: NECTIN4
Product: nectin cell adhesion molecule 4
Exons: 9
Coding region: 167-1777 (536 amino acids)
Biological process (GO): homophilic cell-cell adhesion; heterophilic cell-cell adhesion
Cellular component (GO): adherens junction
Source: RefSeq, a predicted model, not a curated record
UUCGGCACUGCGGGAGCAGGUUAGGCGACUUUUACACCAGAACUCAUUUUCAGGAAGGAUAUAGACAGACGGCAAAUACCGAGAGCGCUCUGGAUUGUAAGGGUCGUGGUCCUUUCUGGCUUAUCCUAAGCAGACAUUUCUGAAGCAGAUCAGAGCGGCAGAUAAAAUGAGAGGAGUUUCCGUGGACUGGCAAGUACGUGGCGGCAGGAGCCGGUGCGGUUUGUGGCUGGGAGGACUCAUCAUCCUGCUUAUAUCUCCAGACUGUCUGGCCGGACUUGUAAAGACAGAGAAGAGCGUCACAGCAGUGCUGGGCCUCGACGUCAUCCUUCCAUGCUACUAUCAGGCCGAGGCCGGUGAAAAGGUGGCGCAGGUCGUCUGGUCCAAAAAAGUCCCGAAUGGUCAGAGCGUCCAGGUCGCCAUCUUAAAUACGGAGUACGGAGCCUACAUUUCCCCCUCAUAUGAGGGGCGCAUCAAAGAGAAAGAGCCAUUAAACUCAGCGGACGGGACGAUCGUCCUGAAGAACGCCGUCCAGGCAGAUGAAGGUCUCUACCAGUGUCUUAUCAACACCUUCCCCGCAGGAAACUUCGAGGCUGACCUGAUGCUCAAAGUGUUGGUGCCCCCUCUGCCCACGUUAAACCCAGGACCCUCUCUGGUCGAAGGUGAGGGAAAGACUCUGGCGGCUUCGUGCACCGCGGAGGGCAAUCCUGCGCCCGUCCUUCGCUGGGAGACAGACGUGGACGGGACCAACAUCACGCGCAGCACGGCGCACCCGCGAUCGGCAUCAGUGACCAGUGAGUUUUACGUGGUACCAAACCGCAGCAUGAAUGGGAAGCUGCUGAAAUGCGUGGUUUCCCAUCCCGGGUUUCAGCAUGAAAAGCGGAUCCAUCACAUUCUUGGAGUGAAAUAUUUGGGAGAGAUUUCUAUCCAGGGUCAUGAAGAGGCUUGGUUUGCAGGGAAGAAGGACGCCGUACUGAAGUGUUUGUGCGACGGAAACCCUGCCUCUGAAUUUAAAUGGUCCAGGGUGAAUGCUUCUCUCCCGAGUGACGUAGAGUUUAAUGGCGGCAGCCUGGUUUUUCCGAAGCCACUCACCGCAGCGGACGCUGGGAUCUACAUCUGCCAAGCAACCAACUCGGUCACCAGCAGAUCGACCAGUGUCAACGUCUCAAUAGCAGAAGGUGAGCCCCGAAAGGUGGAUUUGGUGACUAUAUCAAUGGUGGCUGUGGGAAUCCUGACUGCUUUGCUACUGGUGAUUCUGGUCAUAACUGUUCUCCUGGUCAACCGGCAUCACAAGCGAAGGACAAAGAGACUGUCCGAAAAAAUAGAAGAGCUCUCCACUCUAUCCAGGGAGGCAUCGCGGCGCAGACUCAACUCCACCACGGCCAGUACCGACACGAGGAUGCAGCUGGAAGAAAGUGUGCAUCUGAGAAACCAUCCCGACAGUCUGAGGGACCCCAGCAUCAGCUCCAUCAUGGGAGAGGACGCCGACAGACGCAGCUACUCCACGCUCACGACGGUCAGGGAAACGGAGACGCAGACGGAGCUCCUGUCCACCGUGCCGGAUGAAGAGGUUAAGGAGGAGGCUGAGGAUCUGGCUGAACAGGAGGAGCUCCAGGACGACAAAGAGGCAGAUCGGGCAGAACGGGACAGCACGGGGGUAAUGGAGAACCAGCCGUUCAUCAAGCAGGGGAUGACGCACUUUUAUCAAGAGAACGGCACGCUAAGGGCAAAGCCCAGCACCAACGGGAUAUACAUUAAUGGUCGGGGACACCUCGUAUAACCAUCAGCCAGGACUGCAUCACUAGCCGGCUCUUCGUUCAAUGGGGAGGAAGAACAUAUCCGCUCUAUUACAGGGUCAUUCCCCCUAAACCCUGAGCCCCGGGUAAUCCAGCCCAACCAAAAACUAAGAAAAUGUUCAUCCCGCGAGGGGUGUUCGCCAGUCGGAUGCUCUGGCUUUUACAGACUGUGAUAAGACUUAUUAAAGAUAAAAACGCCUGGAUAUGGAGCUGCCGAGUCAAUCGAGUGGAACUGACAAUGUUCUAAUAGUGCAGCGGAGAUUGAAGGACAGGUGCCUUAAUUCAGGACCCGAUGUAAAACGAGAUCCAGAGAUCUGAAUGGAGCAGCGGAACCUGAGUCAGUAUUACACUGUAUAUAAGAAACACUCGGCAACGAUACAAACAGCUACAGAACAUUCUUAGCGAAAAUCCCAACGAAACCGGCGACGGAAAGCGGCAAAUCCCAGGGUCUGGCAGCAAAAAACUUACAGAUAUCUACGGUGGACGCAAAGCGAGGAACGGGGGGGGUCGUAGGUUUAAAUCCAAUGUAUCA